CAUGAAAUACUUCUCCCUACUCCCAGCCUUUGUCUUUGCGGCGACGGUCGUCGCGUUUCCCUCCCAUGCUUCAUUGGCCGGCCUCAGCGAGCGUGAACUCGACGCCAUCAUUCCUACACUCGAGGUUCGAGAGCCGGCACCACUUCCUGGACCUCUGGAGGAUACCUCUACGAAGUUGGUGAACGACGAGGCUCACCCGUGGAAACCGCUUCGACCGGGUGACAUCCGUGGUCCUUGCCCUGGUCUCAAUACUUUGGCGUCUCAUGGGUACCUCCCAAGAAAUGGCAUUGCAAGCCCGUCGCAAAUAAUCAACGCUGCCCAAGAAGCAUUCAACAUGGACAAUGGAGCCGCAAUCUUCGCGACAUUUGAAGCCCACGUUAUGGUGGGCAAUCUCGUCACAGACUUGUUGAGCAUCGGACGCAGCACGCCACUCACUGGGCCUAGUCCCCCACUCCCAGCUACCGCUGGUGGACUCAGUGAGCAUGGCCUCUUCGAAGGCGACGCUAGUAUGACCAGAGGUGAUGCGUUCUUCGGCAGCAACGAUGCUUUCAACGAGACGCUCUUCCAACAGUUCAUUGAGUACAGUAACCGGUUUGGAGGAGGGAAAUACAAUCUCACCGCCGCAGCGGAGCUCCGCUUCAAGCGUAUUCAAGACGGGAUUACAACCAACCCCGAAUUCAACUUUGUCUCCCCAAGGUUCUUUGCUGCUUACGGGGAGUCUGUCGCCCCUGUCAACUUUUUCGUCGACGGACGCAGGAACGAUGGCGCGUUGGAUAUGGAUGCUGCGCGUGGAUUCUUCCAGUUCAGCCGCAUGCCCGACGGUUUUUUCCGUCCGCCUGAGCCGAGAGGCAGCCAAGGAGUCGACGUGGCCGUAGGGGCGCAUUUUGUGCAGCCUGGAAGGAACACUGGCCAAGUCAACAGCUACACCGUCGAUCCAACGUCUGCCGACUUCUCCACUCCCUGCUUAUUGUACGAGAACUUAGUCCUCAAAACAGUCAAGGGACUAUACCCGAAUCCGAAGGGAAUACUUCGCAAGGCGCUUAACACGAAUCUUGAUUAUCUUUUCCAGGGUAUAAAUCGCACCGUCGGCGGAUGUCCCCAGGUAUUCCCAUACGGGCGAGAUUG
Messenger RNA from Cyclocybe aegerita, 1125 nucleotides. NCBI's taxonomy places the organism in Eukaryota, Fungi, Basidiomycota, Agaricomycetes, Agaricales, Hemipholiotaceae. The record is from the annotation of a GenBank genome assembly.